Brassica rapa (field mustard) is the source of this 4030-nucleotide messenger RNA. RefSeq lists its product as uncharacterized. Lineage: Eukaryota; Viridiplantae; Streptophyta; Magnoliopsida; Brassicales; Brassicaceae. The record is from RefSeq and is a predicted model, not a curated record.
UGUCUGACCCUAGUUUAAAAUACUUUCCGACUAAUGUCAUGGGGUGAAUUUAUCAUCUGUUACGAUCCAUCAUUUAUAUCACUUAGACCGAACCUCAAACCUAAACUGGCAAAGUGAUGAUAAUUUAUUUUAAUUUUUAAUUACUAUAUACUUUAUUUUUUUUGUAGUUUAACUACUAUAUACUUUAUAAUCAUUUUAUUCUUUCUAUUGAUCAUAAUCUUUUUUCCAUUUGUUCUCAAUUUUAUAGUACGAUGUUAUCUACUAUUAAUUAUUGUAUUUGUAAGAAAUAAUUUAUUGUAUUUGUAUAGAGUUGAUGUAUUUACAGAAGCUAAACUCAAAAUUUUGGAGGAGGAAUCCAAGGCUACCGAAUUAUUUUAUGAAUAUUAAUAUCUGGUUUCACAAAUUUUGUUGCUUAGGAUAUAGACGUAGACAGAGGAACACGUGCACAUGUCUCAUUUAUAAUCUAAGCUCAUCAAUGCAUACAUAUGUUUUCUUAGAUCCAUGCACAUAUAUAUCUACUAAUGCAUAUGAAUAUGAUCGAUCAUAACUAAUUAGUAAAGAAAAUACAGGCUACUAUAUUACUGAUAAAUGUUUAAAUUCAGGUUAGUAUAGGGUCAUAGGCUUUUGUGAUUAUACAGAACAUGACAAAAAUAUAGGUUAAGGUUUCGCUUUCAGGGGAAACAACGAAAUAACCAAGUGGCGCCACUUAAGGGUGCUACAUAAUAUCAAAUGGUUUUAUUCUUUUAGUAGUAAUAGCCGAAACAUGUAGAAUGUAAAUGUCAUCACCUUCUUGUUUUAUCUUAAUCAAUCGUGAUUAGAUGAUGGUCGUUCCAAGCGAAUACCACCUUUGUACAAACGAAGAACGUAUGUCUUUGCUUUUAAUACAACUAAUUAAAAAAAUUUGGUAUAUAUAUGUCUUCUAGCUAAUAAAUAUGGAAAUAAAGAUAAACGGUAAGAAAGUUCGUGACGAAUGAUUGAAAUGGUGAAUGAUAAUUGAAGAAGUGGGCCACGUGAGGAAGUAUGUACUUUUAAAGCGGGGCAUUACGAAGCCCUUCCUAUCUCCAUCCACAUGGAAACGUUUGUUUCUUACGGUCUUGCCUUCUACUUUGGUGGUACGGUCCUGAUAAGUAACAUGCGACUGUAAUUAUUGUAUUGUCUUGUGGGUGUGAUUGGUAAACUUGUACCGUAGCAUGGCUGCGCGCGGUUAUUGUGACUAAUCGAUCAAAUUAAUGGUAACCCAAAGUCGGAGGAGAACAAAAGUGGUACGAAACCCUUACCGUUUUAAUGUUUUAUACCAUCUAUGGAAUUAGAUUUGAACCUUUUUUACUGAAAUACUAAAACUUAGCUAGGUUUUCGCUUCCACCUUAAUUAUUACUCCCGUUGAUCUACGUCUAGAAUUGUCCACGGACCAUAUUGCUCCGUUCCGCAUGCAACACUUUCCUCAUUAAGUAGGUUAUUUUAGUUUCAUGAUAUAAAAUACAUUGGUGAAAACAUAGAUAGUUUAUGUUUUUACUAUGAAGAGUUAUGUAUUAUACUGAUAUCAGAAAUUUUACUUCGAGUUUAGAUUUGAGAAGACCUCGUUACUACAAAAAGUUAUAUGUUACCUAUGGAAUUUGUAUCAAAGGCAGUCAGCAUUAUUAACUUCGUCUAAAUGGAUAACGCAUGCAGAAAGGAAUUAUUGGACGAUAGACAAUAAUAAUGAUUACUUACAUAAACAUAAAAUAAGGAAAAGUGAUAGUCAUAAAGCCUAAGCUACGGAGCACUUGAGGCUAGACAAGAAGGGACACCUUCGAUGAGUGAAUCUCUGCCGCACCACAAUCUUGCAUCAUUCUCAUCCCUUGCUCUUGGACAAUACAAUUAAUACAAUAAAAGCUAAAACGUUUUUUUUCCUAAUUUUGGUCUUGCUACAUCUUUAGUUCUUUUUUUCCCAUAUAUAAAUGAUUCAAUUAUUAUUUUUGUACAUUCACUAAAUUACAAAACUGUAGGUAAGUGGUCAUAUAUGUUGGAGACGGUUUUAUUAGAAGUAUAUGGUUUUGGGUUUGCGCAUAGUACAACAGAAUGUAGUUUAUCAUCUAACAGUUAGUUUAUAUGGGAAGAUAUGGGCUAAACACAAUAUUUAAGAUGGGCAGUAGAUUAUGGAGAUAUAAUCAUGUAGUACAAUUGGCUUUCACAAGCUUAUAUAUUUACGACCAUGCUAUACCCAUUAAUUAUUGCGAUGAAGUACAUUGUCAACUUCGGCUUAAAAUACAUGUGUGUUUUUUCACAAACAUAUGUACUAAUAUCCUGGGUGGCAUGUUCUAUUUAUAUGAAUGACGUUGUAUACUUUUAAAAGCAUCUCUAACAAACCAUAAAACCCUCAAAUUUAUGGUUGUUGACUCUCAAAAACCUUUAAAUCCUAAAAUUUUGAGGAUCUAAACAGUGAAACCUCAAAAUACUAUUUACUAGUCCAGUUAUUUACCAAAAAGGCAUUUCUCACUCAUACAAAGUUAACCAAAUAUAAGUAUAAGCAAUGGCUUGCGCCCACUACUCUGAUAUUUGUUUUGUCAACAAACGGACAACCAAAUAAUAUGGCUAUUAAUGUUUUGGACGGUUAGUUUUUACGUAAAAAUAUAUACCCGCACUAGAUUUUAAUUAAAUUAAUUUCCGGAUUAAAUAUUCUUUGCCAUCUUUGUUAACGCAAUUAGGGGGGGGGGGGGGGGGGGGGGGGGGGGUAGGGGUAUAGUUUUACCUUUGGAUCCUGCCUUUAUCCCCACAUAAAAGUCGGUCAUUGUUCAUAUCUUUAAAUAUUAUAUCACGUACGGAUAAUAAAUAUUUGUAGGCACUACCGAAUUAUUUGCAUUUCUAUUGUUUUGAUAGGCCUACUUCAAAAGCUAGCUUUCUCUCUCGUCUCUGUUCUCUCUCUAAAACUUUUCACAGAGAAGAGAGAAAGCUUCCGUUUGUGUUGCUCGCCGGUUCUCUCUGGCCACGACUCCCGUCUAUCGGGCUCUUGACUCUGGGUUGAAGUGGUUUCUAUAGCAUCUCAUCGCCGGCUUUGACUCCGGGAAGUGAUGGCUCCAAAAGCAUCUUCUUCGCCGGCUACUCUUGGAGUUUUUUCUCCAGGAUUCCGUUCGAUCGCCGCUUCUGUUCUUCUCUGUCUCGACUGACUCUUGAUCUAAUCCGUCGAUUGUUCUUUCCUAUCCCUUCAGGAGGUCGUUUCAUCUUCAAGCUUAUCAGUAUCAUUAAAGAUGUCCGAUCAAUCAUGCAGAAAAAUCGAUGUUUGUUUUUAGAUCGAUUGAAGACAGUUGUUUUCUCUCCCGAAGUGUUCGAUUUGUCAGAUUAGCCUUAUCGACAGUGAUUUCCGGUGAGAGUUGUUCGGUUUGAGCAGCUUCUUAUUCGGCUUGCCUCUCCUAUUCGGUGGAGCUCCGUCGUCGCGGCUCGUCUCUGACACCGGAGGAAGAUGACGGUCCCUUACCUUGAUGCGUGUCUCUUGUACGCAGGGCGUACGUCCACGUGGUGGGUGAUGAAUCUCUCUUCCCCUACGGUUUCCUCUUGCUGGGCUUCAUGCCUCAAGAGUUUCCUUAGUUUGGGCCUUCGUGUUGGGCCUUUGUGUUGGUCUUGUUGUUUUGCCCAUCUUUGGGCUUUUUCUUUGUAUUAUACAGUUUAUGUUUAAUAAAUCUUCAGUGAAAAAAAAAAAAAAAAAAAAAAAAAAAGUAGGCCUACUUCAAAGUUCAUAAGGUUUGCCUUUCUUUUGACUUCAACAAUGUUUUGCCAAUUCAUGAUAUUUUUUUAAUUCUGGAAAAGUUGAACAACUAACAAAAGUGUAAUCUCGCAAUUUCCGGCCUGUAAGCUUAUUUAUUUGGGCCAGAUAUGGGCUUUAUGCUAAGGUAACUUUCUUAGUCCGGUUACCUCCUCCAAUAAUUCAGUUAACCGUUAUACUUCCCGUUAGAUUAUGACAUCUUCACCGAACCAAUAGUGGGACCACACGUGUCGUCAACUCAGCCACGAACUUGAAAAAAAAUCUAUUCAUUUCUCUUAAGAGAAAAAAAGAACC